Molecule: messenger RNA, 387 nt
Organism: Metarhizium acridum CQMa 102
Lineage: Eukaryota; Fungi; Ascomycota; Sordariomycetes; Hypocreales; Clavicipitaceae
Biological process (GO): proteolysis
Molecular function (GO): serine-type endopeptidase activity
Source: RefSeq, a predicted model, not a curated record
AUGGGCGAUGCAGCUGAGACCAUGGCCAAGGUUGUUAUUCCUAUUCACGCACGCGAGGUCUGUGCGAAGCUUGAUAAAGACGAGGGUGAUAGAGAUACAUUCGUGUGCGCCGGCGGAAAUGGCAAGAAUGCAUGCCGAUAUGACAGUGGCAGUCCUCUUAUCGACCAGGAAACGGGACAAGUAAUCGGCGUCACGUCAUGGGGCAUCCGAGACGAAAAUUACGAGUUAUGUGGUCAGGCUUCAAUGUUGUAUACCAGAGUCGGCCGCUACAUCUCUUUCAUUAACGAAAAUAUGGGGGAUUCCGCUGUGAAUCCUAAGCCUGAGCCCGCGGCGACCACCAAGGCAGACGAGCCGUCUUCCACGCCGAUGCCAGACAAGGGUCCUUAG